AUGGGUUCAAUGCCAAAGCCUCAAGAGAGAGUCAGUGAUAGGAUAAGUGCACUACCAAAUGAGGUUCUUUGCCACAUACUUUCGUUUCUUCCAACGAAUGCAAUUAGACGGAAGGUUGUUGAACUUGAUCUUUGUGUUUCUCACUUAGAUCCAGACGACAAUUUGGAAUUGCCUCAAACAAAUUUCAUGUGCGAAACACUAGAAGUUUUGAAGCUGCAGUUUCAUUUUAUUGCUCAUCCUCUUACAUCAAGGUGUUUUCCAAAUCUCAAGUUCCUCUAUGUUCUAAUUCAUCAUCCUGAUAUUGAAUCAGUGAAAAAUGUUUUAUCUUACCUCCCUGUACUGGAAGGUUUGAGAAUUGGGGGAUCUCUUGACGAUUAUGAUGUUGAAAGUCUGGAUAUCAACAUCUCUGCACCGGCACUGAAGACGUUAGCUAUAUGUUUGGAGUUUGACGAUUUUGAUGAGGAGUUCAAGAUUUGUAUUGAAGCUCCGAAACUUGAAUCCCUUGAUGUCCAGCUACUUACCAGUUUGUUAAAUUUUUCUUUGUUGAUCAAGGAAAAUCUCAUAGUCAAGGCCAAUGUGGAUCUCUCAUACACAGAAAUGCCUAAUAGUGAUAUUGCAGACGUGGAAGAUAUUCUCUUAUAUGCAGAAGAGCCUGAUCGCGCAAUAGCACUUCUGAGAAAUGUCUCCAAUGUCAAGUACCUGUCUCUUUCAUCUCAUAGUUUGGAAGGUGAUUGGCCUGCAUUUGACAAUUUGAACCAACUGAAGCUGGUUUUUUACAAUUGCGGUUAUUGGAGAUUUCUGACAAAUUUACUCGAGAGAUCACCUAAUCUAGAAUAUCUCGUCUUUGAACACAAAGAUUGUACCAUAUGCAAUGUAGAAGACUUCAGGCAUGAAUUUAUUCCACCAGAAGUUGUGCCUAUUUCUUUGUCGUCGCAGCUCAAGACUAUUAGUAUAAACAGAUUCAAGGGAAGGCGUGGUGAGAUGGAAUUGGUAAAGUACUUGUUAAAGAAUGGCGGAGUACUAAAUAAGAUGACCAUUGACGCUUCAGGGAAUACAAAUCUUCCACAUGCACGUACGAAGGCGUUAUCAAAGGAAGUUUCACUGUUUCAAAGGGGUUCAAAGACCUGUCAAGUUGAAAUUCGAUUUGGGAUUUCAUAAUGGAAUCAUUUUCAGGCGCAUUUCAAUAGUUUGGAAGGAACAUUGUUCCAAAGAAAUUACUGGAUCGUGCACACAAUUGUUCCUCAAGAGAUCACCUUUUUUGGGCGUUGCCUCAAAGAUUUACAAACAAUUUAAGUAAUCAGUACCGAUUAGUCAGUUUGUAGUCGUUGUUUUGUACUUUCUGUGUCAUCGUUUUGAACAAGUUUUGCUUAAUUAAUCAGUCAGUUUAUGAACAUUAUUUAAGUUUUAAUA
Molecule: messenger RNA, 1410 nt
Organism: Malus domestica (apple)
Lineage: Eukaryota; Viridiplantae; Streptophyta; Magnoliopsida; Rosales; Rosaceae
Product: F-box/FBD/LRR-repeat protein At1g78750-like
Source: RefSeq, a predicted model, not a curated record